GUGGAGAAAGAUGUUCUGAUCCCCAAAAUAAUGAGGGAAAAGGCCAGAGGGAGGUGUGCUGAGCAAGUUGAAGAUUUUACCAGAUGUUGCAAGGACUCUGGAAUUCUUCUGGUGGUAAAAUGCCGGAAAGAAAAUUCUGCACUGAAAGACUGUCUAACUGCUUACUAUAAUGAUCCAGCCUUCUAUGAAGAAUGCAAACUGGAAUACCUCAAGGAAAGGGAAGAAUUCAGAAAAACCGGAAUUCCUACCAAGAAGAGGCUACAGAAGCUUCCCACAAGCAUGUAGGCAAAUAGUGAGUCAGGAAGCCACUUGCAAUAUAACCCAGAAAUAAUGGACUGAAA
Molecule: messenger RNA, 341 nt
Organism: Arvicola amphibius (Eurasian water vole)
Lineage: Eukaryota; Metazoa; Chordata; Mammalia; Rodentia; Cricetidae
Product: COX assembly mitochondrial protein homolog
Exons: 1
Coding region: 31-285 (84 amino acids)
Cellular component (GO): mitochondrion
Source: RefSeq, a predicted model, not a curated record